AUGACGGCGGAGAGCGGGCCGCCACCGCCGCCGCCACCGCAGCCGGAGGCGCUGGCGGCCGUGAAGGAGGAGCGCGGUGAGGCGGGGGCCGGGGUCCCGGCAGAGGCCGCGGGUCGCGGCGCUGGCGGGCGGCGGCGGAAGCGCCCCCUGCAGCGUGGGAAGCCGCCCUACAGCUAUAUUGCGCUCAUUGCCAUGGCCAUCGCGCACGCACCGGAGCGCCGCCUCACGCUGGGCGGCAUCUACAAGUUCAUCACCGAGCGUUUCCCCUUCUACCGCGACAACCCCAAAAAGUGGCAGAACAGCAUCCGCCACAACCUCACACUCAACGACUGCUUCCUCAAGAUCCCGCGCGAGGCCGGCCGCCCGGGCAAGGGCAACUACUGGGCACUCGACCCCAACGCCGAGGACAUGUUCGAGAGCGGCAGCUUCCUGCGCCGCCGCAAGCGCUUCAAGCGCUCUGACCUCUCCACUUACCCGGCUUACAUGCACGACGCGGCCGCCGCUGCUGCUGCUGCCGCCGCCGCCGCCGCUGCCGCCAUCUUCCCGGGCGGGGUGCCCGCUGCGCGCCCGCCUUACCCGGGCGCUGUCUAUGCAGGUUAUGCCCCAACGUCGCUCGCCGCGCCGCCCCCGGUCUACUACCCGGCUGCGUCCCCAGGCCCGUGCCGCGUCUUCGGCCUGGUGCCUGAGAGGCCGCUCAGCCCAGAACUGGGCCCCGCGCCGUCAGGGCCCUCCGGUUCCUGCGCCUUUGCCUCGGCCGGCGCUUCUGCCACUACCACCGCUUACCAGUCCUCCGGCUGCGCCGUCGCCAGACCUGCCAACACUUCCGCCUAUGCGGCCGCCUACGCGGGCGCAGACGGCGCGUACUCGCAAGGGGCCGGCAGCGCCCUCUUCGCAGCGGCUGGCCGGUUGGCCGGGCCCGCUUCGCCCCCCGCGGGUGGCAGCAGUGGCGGCGUCGAGACUGCAGUGGACUUCUACGGGCGCACAUCGCCCGGUCAGUUCGGAGCACUGGGCCCCUGCUACAAUCCUGGUGGGCAGCUCGGAGGGGGCAAUGGAGGCGCCUACCACGCUCGCCAUGCGGCUGCCUAUCCAGGCGGAGCGGAUCGGUUUGUGUCCGCCAUGUGAGCUGAGCAUACAGGCGAAAAUUCAUAGAUACCUCGACUGUCUUUACGAACUAAGUAUUCAUGAAACCUGAGGACAGGACUGGAGAGAGGAUCGAGUUGAAAGCCACAUGGGAGGGACCGAGCCGGAGGUUCAGGCGCAGCCUCCCGGUGCACCGUGUAGACACCGGUUCGCUUUGAAAAUGUGAGGAGGUGGGGAGAGGCAUCCUCGGUCCACGGACAGAGACAAUGGACCCUCACUGAGGCGAAGCUCCAAAGGUCGUGCCUUUCUGACAUUCUACCGGGGAGGGUCCUUGGCUCUAAAGGAGGCACAACGUAGUGUCUACACCAGAGUCUCAGGGAAUUGUGGAGAAUUACAUGACUUCAUUCUUCCCCGUACUUACCAAAACUCGGGUCUUUUUACACAGUUCCAUCUCUUGUGCCUUUGACUACGUUAUUACAAUAAAAGGCUCCGUCCGAUAGUGUCUUCCUAGUUGAGGAGGACAAAUUUGCAAAAUAAGUAACAUUUUUUUUAAUGGGAAAGAUCUCUGCUUCGCUUGACCAGGGGCUG
This is a messenger RNA of Kogia breviceps (pygmy sperm whale), 1668 nucleotides long. It is a transcript of the gene FOXE1, whose product is annotated as forkhead box E1. NCBI's taxonomy places the organism in Eukaryota, Metazoa, Chordata, Mammalia, Artiodactyla, Physeteridae. The record is from RefSeq and is a predicted model, not a curated record. Gene Ontology annotation, molecular function: RNA polymerase II cis-regulatory region sequence-specific DNA binding; DNA-binding transcription factor activity, RNA polymerase II-specific. Gene Ontology annotation, biological process: cell differentiation; regulation of transcription by RNA polymerase II; anatomical structure morphogenesis.